AUGGAGGUGGCUGAGAGCAGAGAACAGGCCUCCGUUGGUCAUCCAACGGGGGCAGAGUCCACAAUUUCCAACGGGGGCAACCCGUUUCUGGAUGACCCGCUCAUGGAUGAUGAUGGGCGGUCAAGUAGCUUGAGUGAGAUUGACGACGUCUCGGACAAUGAGCCGUCAGAUUUCGAAGACCCCAUCAAAUCAGACAAACCUAUGGAGAACGACUCGGAAGCCGAGACCGAACGAAUCGAAGAUUCUCCGCACAAUGUUCGAAAACGAGACAUCGUUUUGAGUGCUGGCAGUGCCGGUCCGAGUCCGAGCAAGCUUCACCAAUCUACAACACUUGACGAUGUUGAUGACGACACGCUCAUGGCCGACGAUUCGCCUAGCAAACGUCGGUCAUCGAAACACAAUGGAUUAACGGACGAUAUACCAGACCUCGGCGAUUCCGAACUUCCAGACAGCAUCGGCAAAAAACGUAAGCGCGUUGAGCUCGGUGAUGAAACCACCGCCGAGCUGGGCGAUGAAGAGGAGCCCAUCAAAAAGCGCCGGAACUCGAUCAAGAGUGACCUGAGCGACCCGAUUGACGACGAUACCCCACUCUCCCCGGAGCCACUUGAUGACACCAUGGCGAUCAACGACGAUGACACACCAGCUGGCGACGCGCCAGAGUUGGAUCUCCCAUCCGCCCCACCUUUGAAGGGUAAAAAGAGCAAAAAAAGUAAGCGGAAGGGAAUAAUGGACCAAUAUGCCGGCGAUGAGCCAGACGUCGGUGUCAAGGCCUCAAUAGAAGACGCUGCUGAUGAGAUUCCUGGAGAAGACGAGGAGCCUGCGGAACGAGAUGAGCCCCAUGAUGCCGAGACGGCUGUUCGAGCUGAGGAAGAGUCUGUGAAAAAGAUGUCUGCUAUGGACUCCUUGGCGACUCUAGAGAAAGAGUUCGCAGCUUUACGUGACAAGAUUUAUGAUGAAAAGAUAUCAAAACUAAACCGAGAGUUGGAGAUGCUUACUGGGCCGAAUCCGACACACCCCGAGUACCUGCGGCAGAUCGAAUGUGUGCAACGUCACCGCGAUGCCAAGAUCAAAUACGAGGAAAACCUGUAUCGAUACCGCAUGAAGUCCCUCAUGAACAAGGUCCUGGCCGAGCGAGCUCAGGCACACAGCACAUACUUCCAGCGGGUACGCGAUGUGCGUGAGCGACAUUCGUCUGCGAUCAGCAAGCAGUUCUACGCAAUUCAGCAUGAUCGGUUCAAAACGGAUGAACUUAGCCCGCACCACAUCAUUGCUUUCCCCACGCGUCGCUCGCAGCAGAUCGCCCAUCAGGCCUCAUAUAACCAUGAGGUUUCGAUCAUGUCUGGUGUCGCCAAAUAUGUUGGAUUCCCUGCUGCUCCGACUUUACUUGGCGCCCGCCCCAGUGAACUUGACGAUGAUCUCGAAAAGAUGGGUAUCCCAGUAGAGUCGCGAGCCUCAGCCCCCCGGCAUUCAUCGGCCAUGGCUCCCCGGCCGAUCAUGUCUACUAUGCCUUCUCAUAACUUCCGCAACGCCGCGGAGGAAGCGUUCUUGGAACAAACUCCCUGGGCAAAUCCACAACACCCUAUCCAUCACCAACAGCCACAUAACCACCAACAGCAACAUCUCCCACAGCACCGGCCGCAAGCGCGUCCGUUCGAGCAGCCCCAACCAUCAUCAUAUACCACCCCGGCUGCCCAGAAGCGGGUUGUGGAUGUGAAUGCGCCGAACGGAUCUGCAUCAACGAUUCCGGAGAACGCAUCUGCCGCCAACUCAUCGGCUAACAAUACCCCCUAUGGCCUGGAGCAAGACCCUCGGCACCACCCUCAGGGAUCCUUCCGCAACCCAGAUUAUGAUGUGGACCAUCGCAAAUCCGGGUUCCGAUCCCUCAGCUCAUCGCCUCUAGAUGUACGGAAAUCCCAACCGCAUCUCACACAUGCCCUCGGACACCGUUCUCCGGCCACCGACGCCCCCUCCCACGCCCAUCUCUUCUCUCCGCCUCCUGCCCGACAAGGCUUGUUCCGACCUUCCUCGGCUCUCCAACGGGAGCCUUCGCCAUCACUUUCAUCUAAACCAACUGACUCGUUACAUUAUCGCCCCCAUCAAUCCGGCAUAUCGACAGGAUCUGGUUCAAAUCACAUGUCAACGCGAUAA
Molecule: messenger RNA, 2148 nt
Organism: Penicillium olsonii
Lineage: Eukaryota; Fungi; Ascomycota; Eurotiomycetes; Eurotiales; Aspergillaceae
Source: the annotation of a GenBank genome assembly